This is a messenger RNA of Penicillium digitatum Pd1, 1110 nucleotides long. RefSeq names its product alkene reductase. The record is from RefSeq and is a predicted model, not a curated record. NCBI's taxonomy places the organism in Eukaryota, Fungi, Ascomycota, Eurotiomycetes, Eurotiales, Aspergillaceae. Gene Ontology annotation, molecular function: FMN binding; NADPH dehydrogenase activity.
AUGACCAAACUCUUCACCCCGCUCCGCGUCGGCCGCGUCGAGCUCUCCAACCGCAUCGCCAUGGCCCCAAUGACCCGCUUCCGCGCCGAUGACAAAUACACCCCACUCCCCUUCGUGAAAGAGUACUACGCCCAGCGCGCCUCAGUACCAGGCACGCUCCUCAUCAGCGAAGCAACCUCCAUCUCCGCCCGCGCCGGCGGUUACCCCAACGCACCAGGCAUCUACAACGACGCGCAGAUCGCCGCAUGGAAGGAAGUGACCGACGCCGUGCACACAAAAGGCAGCUACAUCUACCUACAGCUGUGGGCGCUUGGACGAGUUGCCAGCCGGGAGCUUCUGCAGGCCGAGGGCGGCUUCGAUCUCAUCUCGAGCAGCGCGACGGCGCUGAACGCAGAAUCUCCUACGCCGCGCGCGCUGUCCGAGUCCGAGAUCCUCGAAUGGAUCGCGGACUAUGCGCAAGCGGCGCGGAAUGCCGUUGCGGCGGGCUUUGACGGGGUCGAGAUCCAUGCGGCCAAUGGGUAUUUGAUUGAUCAGUUUAUUCAGGAUACGUGCAAUCGGCGGGAGGAUGCGUGGGGUGGGGGUGUGGAGGGUCGGGCGAGGUUCGCGGUUGAGGUUUCGCGGGCUGUUGCGGACGCCGUUGGGGCGGAUCGGACUGGGAUUCGGUUUAGUCCUUGGGGUACGUUCCAGGGAAUGAGGAUGGAGGAUCCGAAGCCGCAGUUUGAGUAUCUGGCGACGCAGACGGCACAGUUGGGACUUGCGUAUGUGCAUUUGGUGGAGUCUGGCAUUGCGGAGAAUGCGACUGUUGGGCCGGAUGAUCAGCUGGAGUUCUUCCUCAGGGCGUAUGGCAAGGCUUCGCCGGUCAUUGUUGCUGGUGGGUAUGAGGCUGAGACGGCGGUUCGGGCGGUUGAUGAGAAGUAUGCGGACUAUGAUGCUAUUGUUGGGAUUGGACGUCCGUGGAUCUCGAAUCCGGAUUUGCCGUUCCGUAUUCAGAAGGGCAUCCCGUUCGUGCCUUAUGACAGUGGUACUUUCUAUGUCCCCAAAGAGCCUAAGGGAUAUAUUGAUUAUGCGUUCAGUGCUGAGUUCCAGAAGUCUAUUGAGGCUGCGGCUUGA